CAAGAAAUGGAAGAGAAAAUAAAGUCACAAAUGAAGUAUGAUAAAGAAAAAGGUGAGCAAAGAAGGUUGAAGCGCAUUGAAUUUAGACAAAGUCAAAAGAUGUGUUAUAAUUGCCGGGAAACUGGACACAAGAUGUCUGAAUGCACUAAAAUUAAAAAUGAACUAAUAGGAUCGACGGGUAUUUGUUUCAGAUGUGGUUCCUCGGAGCACGCAUUGUCCAAGUGUAACGCUCGUGUGUCGGACGGAAAAUUACCGUUCGCCAAGUGUUUUAUUUGUAAUAAAAUGGGUCAUCUGUCUCGAGACUGUCCUUCAAAUUCACACGGUCUCUAUCCAAAUGGUGGAUGCUGCAACCUGUGUGCAUCCAUUAAACAUUUGAGCAGAGAUUGCCCAGAGCGUAAAAAGUCCAAACGUAGCGCAGCGAAUUGUGAUAGCCCAAUAACAAGUUUGAAACGUUUAGACAAUAAAACGUCCGUUGACGAAGAUUUAACUUUCGACAAAGAUAAGACUGAUUCAAUUCCUAAAAAGAAAAUUAAAAAAGUUGUUACUUUUUAA
Helobdella robusta is the source of this 552-nucleotide messenger RNA. RefSeq lists its product as hypothetical. Gene Ontology annotation, molecular function: nucleic acid binding; zinc ion binding. The transcript has a single exon. NCBI's taxonomy places the organism in Eukaryota, Metazoa, Annelida, Clitellata, Rhynchobdellida, Glossiphoniidae. The record is from RefSeq and is a predicted model, not a curated record. The annotation marks the transcript as partial.